This is a messenger RNA of Dunckerocampus dactyliophorus (ringed pipefish), 1760 nucleotides long. RefSeq names its product claudin-4-like. The transcript is spliced from 4 exons. Gene Ontology annotation, biological process: bicellular tight junction assembly; cell adhesion. The record is from RefSeq and is a predicted model, not a curated record. Gene Ontology annotation, cellular component: plasma membrane; bicellular tight junction. Lineage: Eukaryota; Metazoa; Chordata; Actinopteri; Syngnathiformes; Syngnathidae. Gene Ontology annotation, molecular function: structural molecule activity. Bases 809 to 1444 code for a protein of 211 amino acids.
CCAUCCAUGUAAGCCAGGGGUCACCAACGUGGUACCCGAGGGCACCAGGUAGCCCCCACGACCACAUGAGGUGCCCGCAAGCCUGCUUUUCAUUCAGGUGUUCAGUUAUUAAUGAAAGAACAGUAGAAAGAAAUGCAUUGUGAAAUACAACAUGUGAGUUGUGGACACCAGUUUGUUCAUGUUCUGGUAAAACAAGCAUAUUCGCUUUGUUUGGGUUUAAAAUAAGCUCUGAAAAGAAAUGUUACAAAAAUAAGUAGCUCUUGGCCAUUUUUAUUUUGUAAAAGUAGCUCUCACGAGGAAAAACAUUGGUGACCCCUGGUGUAAGCUAAUACCCGCUAGCAAACGAGCAACACAAUUUGGAGAAUAAAUAUACAUGGUGGCAUGUUUCAAACUGGUCAAAUUAACCAGACUGAUUCGUCUUACAGAAAUACCACUUCAACUUGAUUCAGACGAGCUCCAUGGGCGCUAAGGAGCUACUUGACAACACAACAGGUAUUGCAGUGCAUUAUGGGACUUGUAGGACCAGAGGCGUGAUCGCAGUAUUCAUUGUGGACAUUCCUGCCAUCCUCCAGGUUUGUGGAACCCAAUCUCCACAGUCGGGCCGAAGUGGCUUUUAUGAUCCCAGCUUGGAUAAAAAAGAGAUGGAAUCACUUGUCUUUUGGCCUCCUGGCCUCCUCAUACUGCUGUGGGGACCCAUCGAUGGACCAACAAACACCUUAGACUGAAGUGCACGUCCAGUCCAAACAUAUCUGCAGCUUCUUGAAGGCCGUCAAGUGUCACCGAGAGGGCUGAGAGUGUGUGCGCGCUCAUGGCUCUGCAGGAGCUCGGCGUCAGCCUGACCAUGAUCGGCGUGGCGGGGACCAUCCUCAUCUGCGCCCUGCCCAUGUGGAAGGUGACGGCCUUCAUUGGGACACGCCUGGUGGUCAUGCAGGUGUUCUGGGAGGGUUUGUGGAUGACGUGUGUCAGCGAGUACACGGGUCAGAUGCAGUGCAAGCUCUACGACGCCCUCCUGGAUCUGUCGCCCGACCUGCAGGCGGCGCGUGGCCUCGUCUGCAUCAGCCUGGUGCUAGGAUGUCUCGCCUUCCUGGUCUUCCUGCUGGGGGCUCGCUGCACCAAGUGCCUGAGCCACCCACGCGUUAAGACCCGGGUGGUGUUGGGGUCGGGGGUCAUCUUCUGCUUGGCGGCCCUCGCCUCGCUGGUAGCGGUAUCCUGGACGGCCAACACCAUCAUCAGAGACUUUCACAACCCCCGCGUCCCUGAGGUGCUCAAGAGGGAGCUCGGGGCGGCCAUCUAUAUUGGCUUUGUCACAUCUGGCCUGCUCUUCUGUGGGGGGGUCAUUCUGUGUGCGAGCAGGUCGCCACCAAGGGCCACGUUCUAUUCCAGUGGGUACAAGCCAACUAGGACCUCCGCACACAGCAGCUACGCCAUCAAGAACUACGUCUAGAAUCCACCUUCACGACUUUGUUUUUACAAUUUUGGUGCUGAGCCUGGACGUGGCUUUAAGAUGUUUCAAACAUCACUUCCUCCUUUUCCACGGGGCUGACACGCAGUCCAGCAAUUUAACGAGUCUUCAAGGAACCUAACCUGCUGCAAAGACAAUUUAGGGCGCGGCGGCACAUUCUAAAAAUAUACUUUAACAGGAAAACGAAAAAAGUACAUAAACAACUGCAAAAGUGGAAAAAUCAGCAGUAAUUUUACAAGAAUAAAGUCUAAAUAUUACGGGAAAAAAGUUGUUUCUUUUGACAUCGUAAUAUUAUGAG